AUGGCCCCAGCACUCCCCCCCGAUGGCAAGAUACCAUGCCCCACUCAGCGCCAUCUUGUAGAAGAACUCGACGAGCUCGCCUUUGCCCUGGAACCGGCCGAGAAGGAGGAUACGUGGGAAAAGUUUGAAAAGGCGAUCAUACGUUUUGCCGCGGUAGUCAGAGGGGGAGGAUACAAGUUUACAGAGACGUUUGUGGAAGGUGUUGGAAGGGGCGGCGUCGGGACGAAGCUUGUAAGAUGUAUGCUCUCCGACAGAGGCAGACUAUCAGGCGUCGCCACGGACCUCCUCCAAACAUUCGCCCCCCGUCUAUCCACCCACUUCAAACCCCUCACCCACCUCUAUCUCGAACCCAUCAUGACCCUCCUAGGCCGUCCCAACAAGGUAUAUCUCCGCCGAACUGAAAAAUGCCUCGCAACCAUCAUAUCCAACUGUCACCUCCCCGUCAUCGUACAAGAGCUACGGAAGGGGCUGGAUGAUAAUGCGGCGGCGUGUAGAAAGGGGUGUGCGGUGGCGAUUAAUAGGGCAUUGCAGGAGUGGCCUUAUGAGCUGUGGAAUGACAAGUGGUUAAAGGUGCUAGAGGGGUGUAUCAAGAAGAUGGGGGCGGACAAGGAUCCGCAGGUGCGAGAGACGGGGAGAGAAGUGUUGGGUUUGUUUGCGGAGGCGUGGCCGGAGAGAGUCAACGAGUUUGCAAGCCCCCUCACUCCGAUUACGCGACGAAAUCUCAAGAUUGACGCCAACGGUGUGACUGCAAAGCCCAAAACUCGCCCCGCCGCUCCAGCUCGCAAGAUGCCCCCUCCUCUCACUUCAUCCACCGCCUCCUCCUCUUCGGCCCACCCUCCCGCGCCUCAUCACAGAGUCCAAGAACUAGGCGGCUCGAGAUUCCCCCAGGCACAACAGCCUGCUGCGCCUUCGAGAAUAUGGUCUGGGGACGAACCUCAGGCGGGGAGAUCGACGUACGAUCCCAGACCUCCUCGUAUCCAUGCCGAACCUCUUCCUCUGCCGGAGGUGGAACCGGCCCGUCCUAGAGCUCUCAACACGCUCCCUCCUGUACGCGGUCGUACAGUUUCACACGAUUCACUACCCACCUCCUCUUCAACCAACCCGAACCCAAACUCUCUCUUCUCCCCCGUCGACCACCCCCAUCAGUCUCAGGGAGUGAAACACAAUCCACUAUCCAAACCAGUCCGCCCUCCCCUCCCAGCUUCAUGGUCCACCUCCGCUCUUCUGCCUCAGGGCGAAGCGGCAAACGCAAAACCGAGGAGGAUGGCGCCGCCAGAGAGGAUCGUGAAGCCCGUGGUGGAGGAAGAAGAUGAAGAUGAAGCCGCUGGGUCUGGGGCUGGGUCGAAGGCUGUUGCGAGUGGAGCGUUGAGGGGAGCGGUGAGGCCGGCGGUGGUGAAGAAGAAUAUGAUGGGGCAAGCUACGAGGAGGGUCGUCACUGCUCCUGUCCCUCUGUCGAGCGAGUCGGGUUUGGAAGACCAGCCUCAACAGUCGAUAAGACCUCGCCCACAGACUUCUGCAGAGUCAUUCUUCUCCCCUGUCCCGUCCCGGGUACUUGAGGGUGAGAAGAAAAGCGUCGAGUCGCCGCUCAUGCCGGUGCUCAUGCAAUCCACGUCGAGCAAGGUGGAUGCGGAGGAAAUCAAGCCUUCGCAAGAAGAGUCGGAAGGGGUUAUCGAUAUGGAAGAAGAUGUCUAUCCCGCAUCGCCGUCGAAGAGGGGAGAUGGCGAGGAUGGGAGGAGGGAGGUGGAAGUCGCGAGAGAGAUUGCUUUGCCGGAUAGUCCGACGUCGGAGAGGAAGAGUGCUGUAGUGGAGGUUGUGGGGAAGCCGACUGGGGAUGAGCGGGCUGCGGCAGAAGAGGCUGUUGAGCCUGGGGUCGAGACGAAAGUGGUUUCAGCCGUCGAGGCCGCCAUUCAACAAGCUCCUGAACCGACAUCAGCUCACGAACCUCCGAUCGAAUCCGAACCCAUACCACCCCCACCCACAGCUCAGCCUACUUCCAAUUCCAGUCUCACAGCCAAACCUGCCCGCCCCCCUGCCGCUCCCCAAGCCCAAGCCAAACCCCUCUCUCGCGCACCCUCUCGUCCCGCCCCAGCCGUAUCGGGAGCUCAACCCGAACGAAAGGCAGCAGUGGCGGUGCCGAGGAAGCCGCCUGUACCUCGUGCGAGGGUGGCGAGUGGGAGUAAGCCGGUGGUGCCGCUGGUGAGGAAGGCGUUCAAACCUACGAGCGCAGCGAGUGUGGGGAGUGGUGGUGGUCAGGCUUCAGCGCCGGCGCCGGCGCCGGCGGCAGGUGCUGUUAAGAAGGAAGCGGUUGGUGCGGUGAGCAAGCCGGCUGGUGCGGUGAGCAAGCCGGCUGGUGCGGUGAGCAAGCCGGCUGGUGCGGUGAGCAAGCCGGCUGGUGCGGUGAGCAAGCCGGCUGGUGCGGUGAGCAAGCCGGCUGGUGCGGUGAGCAAGCCGGCUGGUGCGGUGAGCAAGCCGGCUGGUGCGGUGAGCAAGCCUGCUGUUGCGAGUGCUUCGGCGAGGGUUGUUUCGGCAUCUGGGACGACAGGGAACAAACCCCCAGUCACGACGAAGACAUUAGCCCCUCCUCCUGCUCGCCCAGAGCUGGCCAAGGUUUCAAGACCUGAAGAACCUCCAAAACGUACCGUCACCUCCGCACCUAUCUCCAAGCCUCCCGCCUCUAGACCACCCGUCACUUCCUCUGCACCGGCUGCCAAAGCUCCCAUCGCCUCCAGACCGCGCAAACCCGCCGUCCCGAGCCAUGUGGUCCUGUCAGCUGCGAAGAAGGAGAAGAUCCGCCUCAAAGCUCCUCUGCCUUCUUUCCGACCUAUGCGAGCGAAGAAAGAAGUCAAGCCCGAAACUGUUCCCCUCCCCGACAGUCCGCCCAAAGCCGCUGCUAUCCCCCUCCCUCCAAGUCCGCACGAUAGUCCGAGCCCGAGAGAUCAUCCUCUCCCACCAUCUCCUCCCAGAUCACCGACGCCAAGAGCGCAUACGCCUGUGCUGAGCAGGCCUUCGCCUUUGAGGACGGAGAUUGCGCGAGGGAGAGGAGGGGCGAAUUCGCCUGCUAGGAGUGUUAGGAGUGUGAGGAGCCAGGCGAGUGGGAGGAGUGUACCGGCUAGUCCUGGGGGGGUGGUGUUGGAGAAGGGGAGGCCGGCGAGCCCGCUUUUGACGAAGGGGGAGGGGUUGUUGUUCGACGACGUGGAGGAGAAGGAUGAGCGUGCGGAGAUUGCUGGGAAUGAUGGGGUCAAGGAAGAGGGAGGUGAGCAGGUGAAUAAGGAAGCGAGCGAGGAUGUGGACAUCUCUGGAUCGGUUUUGGGCAACAUGGAGGAGAAGGUUGAGAAGGCUAGAGUGGAGGAGUCCAUCCCUCAAGCCGAGGUUGCACCUACCACCGUAGAAGUGACCGAAGACAACUCGGCAUCUCGUUCAUUCAACACUCCCUCCAUCGACGACAUACCUUCCUCCUUAUCUCCCCCAACCGCCACCCCCUCAGCCCGUACCCCCUCGCCUCUUUCUUCAAUCAUCAAAUCCCCUGCACCUGCAUUUGCUACCCGUAUAGAAGUAUCCACCCCGGGCAAGAGCGCACUGUCGCUUCUGGCGAAGCUGGAGGGUAGAGAGGAUGUUGGGACGCCGGAGAAGGAGAGGAAGGCGUUGGCGGUGAAGGAUGCGAAUGCUGUCGGGACGCCGAAGGUGGUUGGUGGAGGUGGGUUUGAGGGUGAUGUGAGCGCCUGAGAUGGCGGAGAUGGUUGGGGAUGACUAUAAUAGCGUCUGGGGAAGAUUUGGUUGACUAGGGAGAGUAGAGUGAGCAGUGUUAUAGGGUUUCUUUUACGGACUAUGGUCUCGAGAUAUUAGUUGCUAUAGAAUGACA
Cryptococcus amylolentus CBS 6039 is the source of this 3859-nucleotide messenger RNA. RefSeq lists its product as hypothetical. The record is from RefSeq and is a predicted model, not a curated record. The coding region runs from base 1 to 3723 and encodes 1240 amino acids. Lineage: Eukaryota; Fungi; Basidiomycota; Tremellomycetes; Tremellales; Cryptococcaceae. The transcript has 4 exons.